AUGCAGGGAUUAAACAUCCAAGGAGAUUUUGACAGCCCGUCUCUUCAGCCUUUCCUUUGUUAUGUUCCAGAUGAUCUCCAAGAAGAUUUGUUUUACCUGAAAUCCAUCAUAUUUCCUUAUCUAGAUGCACUUUGCCAGACAAGAGGCACCUGUUUCAGACCUAUGGACUUGCAGAGGAGCAAACAAGACCAGGAUGAUGCAAAUAAUCAGAAAGAUGACACUGAUAUCUUUGACCAGCAUCUGAAAAUCAGUUUGGAUCUCAUAGACCGCUCAUCACUUUUCAUUUGUCUGCUUGGACACAGCUAUGGAAAGUGUCUUCCUCCUGAUACUGAAUCAUGUUCUUUAUCUGAAGUUGUUAGAAAGCUAAAUAUUGCUGCAAGUUCUGGUUAUCCUUGGGUUUUGGAAAAUAAGUAUCGCACAUGCAGCCUGACAGAGCUGGAGAUUACCAAAGCAGCCUUCAUUGACAACCAUAGAGUCUGCUUCUUUUAUUUUAAAGACUACACACCACAGGAUACUGAAGAUGAUGAUGAUCAUUGGAGUGAAGAAAUGAGCAUCUUCUUAAACAUGCUGUCCAAGCAAAGCCAACGCGAGAGACAGAGAAUGAGAGAUCUGAAAAGAAGAAUCAUAAAUCACUGUCUUCCUGUCAGGUUUUUCAGAAACCAGUAUGAACUUGGGGAGAUGAUCAGGAUGGACUGUGAAGAGGUCAUUAUUAAAACUUCUAAGGAUUCAAAACAUUUAAUCUCAGGAUGGCAGGAUUCAUUCGAUCUGCAUUCUCAUAAGAGCUAUUCACGUGCAUUGUGCAACUGGUUUGUGCCCUCAGUUCCUGCCACAGAAAUACUGAACAUUUUUAACAAAUUUCUACAUCCUAUAACCCACAAUGCUAAAUCUGAGACACCUGCAAAAAACCCAGGAGCUCUUUUCAAUAGUGACCGGAACGACUCAGAGAAGUCUGUCUUAGUAAUAAGUGGUGAAAGGGGUUGUGGGAAGUCGACUCUGGCGGCUUGGUGUCUGCAGACCUUCUCCGAGCAGAAUCCAGAUCUUCCAGUCAUCUGUCACUUUUGUGGAACAAGCACAUCCAGCACUGACGUCAGGUCCUUGCUUAGACUGUGUACUGCUCAACUUCGAAAAGCACAUAAUGGUGAUUUUCCAGAUUGGGAUGAAAGUUUGGAGGACACUUCUGAGUUUAUGUAUCUCCAUCGGGCAGUCCAGGCAUUUACUGCAGGCCUGAAUCUCAGGCCUUGUAUUCUUCUCAUAGAUGGGAUUGACCUUCUGACAGAAACACUUGGACUUUCAAAGCAAGAGGUAAAAUCACUACAAUGGCUGCCAGCUGUUCUGCCUUCCUUCAGCAAAAUGAUUAUCACUACAACAUUCACUGACCUCACUCACAAAAGUCUCUCUUGUCGUACUGAUGUCCAGAUUCUUAAGUGUCCCCAUUUCCCAGAUCCUAGUGUUCAGCUCAGCAUUGUGCGCAAACAUCUGUCUUUACCUUCCAAGGAGCUUCCAAACAGUAUUUUGCAAAGAAUGGUGCGUAAGUGCCGCUCCCCAACCUUUUUAGCCCUCGUUGGCACGGAGUUGCGAACGUGUGGAGUGUUAAGGGAGAAAGAGGAAGAGAUGGAGCUGCUGAAGGAGUAUGCUGAGGCUGAUUCAGUUCCUGAGCUCUGGGUGAAGGUCAUUCAUCGCUGGGUGAAAGAUUACAGCAGAUCUGCUCCAUCAGAAGAUGUUACUUCUUAUAAAGUCACAGAGGCCCAUACAUCACUUGGGGAGGGUCUGUCAGGCUGGGUUUGGGACACGCUCUGCCUCAUUCAUGUGUCUCGUGCGGGGCUUACUGAAGCUCAGGUUCUGGUUUUAUUGGAAGAUCUUGGCUACUGUGAUCAUCUGAGAGUUCAGGUGUUGGAAUGGGCCAGACUGCGUUCUGCUUUUUGGCCAUGGAUUCAGGAAAAAGCCAGUGGUCUUCUGAUUAUCAAGCAUAAGUCUCUCAGCCUGACUAUGAACCUGUUGCUGCAUGGUAUGGAGGGUCAAAACACCUACCAUCAGAUCCUCACUACAUUUUUUCAGAAAUCCAGUUCAGACAUUUGUAGCUGGUCACAAAAGAUGGAAGAGAUUCCUUGGCAUUUCAUUCAAACUAAUUCAUUCAAAGAGCUGCAGGAGUUCCUCAUCAAUCCAGCUACUGUAGAGUUUUUGUCAAGCAACCUAAAGCGGUAUCCACACUUGUCAACUGAUGUUUUGCAUUACUGGACACUACUAAGAAAGAGAGGAUUCGACCCAGUGAUGUCAUUCCAGAAUCUGAUAACUCAGACUUAUGCUGACACUCCAGAUCCCAGUCAUUUAUCAAGAUUAUCAUUAUUCUGCUCAAAAGUGCUGCUCUAUAUGGGUGAGAUGAGGAAAACUGAGGAGCUGCUAUUACAAGCAGAUCAAAUUCUCCAAAAGGCUGUUAAGCUUGAUAGUGACAGUAUGAGGUUACAGCUCAACGUGCAGCAUAUGAUGGCAGAGCUUUACGUCCUAAUGCAUCUGCCGAAAGACUUAGAGAUGAUUUGCCACAAGGGACUUGAGACAGCCCGGUCUCUUACCGAAGCACAUCUCGACAGCGUAGAGGUCAAAAUCAUAGUUGGACAGCUGCUUUGUCGUCUGUGUAUGGCGUUGCUGGAGGAAGGACGACUGUUUGCAGUGCCAGAGCUUUUUAGAGAGAUCCGCUCUGCCAGAUACAUGUCUGCCCAUCCUUGUGCUGAAGGCACUGUAAUGAUACUGAAGGCCAUUCACAAGUUGAGUCUUGGUGAGCACAAGAAUGCUGAAAGGGGUUUGGAGUCUGCUCUGGAAAGCAGGAGACGCUGGUAUGGGCAUGACCAUACUCUGGUAGCAGAAGUGGAGGAGUUGCUUGCAGAUCUCUGGGCUAACAAUCAAACCAACACAGAGUGGACACGGAGGAUGAUGGUUGAAUUCUACCGCCAUGUUAUAAGCACUAAAGAGACAGAGGCUCUGACAUUGCAGCUUCCUGUUCUGCAACAUAGCCUUGCCGUCGUUCUUAUGAAGCUCGGUAAAUUGUUGUUAUGUAGCUGCAGUACAAUGGAGAAGAGAGAGGGUCUGGAACUUCUUCAGAGAGCUGCAGACAUACAGAUUUAACUCCAGGGCUCUGAACAUCUAGUGACUAAAGGCUUUGAGAAUGUUUCAAAACAUGAUGUUAUUGGACAGGACAAGUAUGUUUCAGAGGUCACCAGCUCAAGCAAUAAAUGGUCUCUAGGCAAGAAAUCAAAUAGUGGACAACAACAGGCAUCGUAUUACUACAAGCCAGAUAUUACUCCAAAACUCAAUAGGAGCUACUCUGCAGAAACAGCUUUGUCUUGUAAGCAGGAUGAAACUCCAAAAAGGCCAUGCACGACUUCACGGGUCUCUGUAUAUGGGCCACAGAGUGACAUUAAUACUCUACUCCAAAGAGGAAAGGCUGGUUGGUUAGAGCGACGUCUGUCUGAUACUAGAUCAACUGAACAGGCUUCCAAGGCAAAUGCAUUAUGCAGGAAGAAGCUCAUCUAAAGGC
This is a messenger RNA of Danio aesculapii, 3529 nucleotides long. RefSeq names its product tetratricopeptide repeat domain 41 (gene ttc41). The record is from RefSeq and is a predicted model, not a curated record. NCBI's taxonomy places the organism in Eukaryota, Metazoa, Chordata, Actinopteri, Cypriniformes, Danionidae. Gene Ontology annotation, molecular function: protein binding. Gene Ontology annotation, cellular component: Cul4-RING E3 ubiquitin ligase complex. The transcript has 16 exons.